Messenger RNA from Cicer arietinum (chickpea), 1090 nucleotides. Its product is annotated as HVA22-like protein e. The record is from RefSeq and is a predicted model, not a curated record. NCBI's taxonomy places the organism in Eukaryota, Viridiplantae, Streptophyta, Magnoliopsida, Fabales, Fabaceae.
AAACUAAACAUAAAAGGAGUUAAGAUAACUUUGUUAUGUGGACGGUGCUAAAUUAAACAUGACACGUCCAAGGCAGAAUUCGAUACCUACUCCUCUUUUGCCACGUGUCCCCUUAGCCAUGGACCCUUCUAUUCUGGUAACAUUUCAGAAUUCCACUUUCAUACGCCAAUACCUUCUUUGGUAGUUAAAGCCAACCACCCCAACCUGAACAUCACUUUAACUCUUAACCGUUUUCUCUCUUUCUUUUUCUUCCUCUUAAACUAAGUCGUCUCUGCUUCUAGCUAAUUAAAUCAUAUCAAAUCAAAUAAUUCGCCACACACAUAUGACUAAGUUGUGGACUUUGAUCACCCAACUUCAUUCCCUUGCUGGGCCGGUGUUGACGUUAUUGUACCCUUUGUAUGCAUCGGUGGUAGCGAUAGAGAGUCCAUCGAAGUUGGAUGAUGAGCAGUGGCUAGCUUAUUGGAUAAUCUAUUCCUUCCUCACCCUUGGGGAAAUGCUUCUUCAACCUGCUUUAGAGUGGGUACCAAUUUGGUACGAUGUGAAACUAUUGGUGGCGGCAUGGCUUGUGUUGCCGCAGUUUAAAGGAGCUGCUUACUUGUAUGAGAGGUUUGUGAGAGAGCAUAUAAGGAAAUAUGUGACGGAGCGGGUCCACCACCAUCCUCAGAAUGAGAACCAGCUGCUGCAACACACCAACAAAAAAUCAACCAACGGGGGUAAGACUAAGAAGAAAUUCGUCGAUUUUAUCACUCCUAAGAAAGGGGAUCAUGAGGCUUAUUGAAUUGAGAAUGAAAAAGAUGGUGCUGAGUAGUAGAUAUGGGUUUUCAACAACUUCACUUUUAAUUUGUCCUUUUUCUAGUACCCUCUUCUCUUGUUCUAUUAUACUCAACUUUACUUAUAUUGAAGAUUAAUAUGUCAUGUAUAGUUUAUAAACAUAUAUUAAUGGAUAAUAGAUAGUAAAUAUUAGGUAUAAUAUAACCUCGUUGUGUAAGUGAUGUAAUUUCAUGCUUGAGUGAUUAACUUUCACAUGUAUUAUGGUUCUGUGAGUUCAACUUAGUGAUACCAAAUUCCAAAACUCACGCUAUUCUCAGUC